UCCAAUAUCAGAAAAACACAGAAGAAUCAGUCUGACGUCAUUGAUCUGUCGGAAUACUCUCAAGACUGCCAUACAGCUAGUCUGAACUGACUUUGGCUUUGGAAUAACACGCGCUUUCACGUGGUCGAUCGGUGGUAUUUCGAUGAAAAUUAAGUAAUUCAUCACUUUUUCUCAUACAAACGCUGAAUUUUGAUCGUUUUUAUUGGAUUAAGCCCUGAGCAAAGAAUGCGGUUUACUCUGGCCGUACUCAUGAACAAGAUAGUGUUGCACACAGACAGAAUGUUAUUAAUAUGUAUGUGUCUGUAUACGUACCGCUGAAACAUUUCUGGAAACAUCAAUAAGAUGCAAAUACCACAAACAUGUAGCACACUGCUGUUGGUGGCCAUCGUUACUUCAUGUAUACCAAUCGCCCACCAGAUAUCAACCCCGCCACUGCCAUCAGACAACCAGAAGGACGUAACAAAUCACUCGCCCGGAACCCGACAACAUAUUCCCAACACCAACCAAUCCAUAUUUCUUCACGGCCAUGAUGACAACAAAUCUUCAUCUUCCAGUCAACAAAUGCAAACUACUAAAAAACAUCAUACGCGGAAAAAUGGAACUACCACCGGACAUUCAAAAUCCCAUGACCAUCACAAACAGUCGUCUGAACAUACAGGCCAAGCAAAUGAUGGAUAUGCCUUCCAAUACAACGAACUUAGGGAAAAAACUGAGCGUAAUACGGCGGACAAUGCGACAAAUAAUGACUUAUCAUCCUGGACAAGCAACGCUGAUCAUGUAAAUGUAGUAUCUACAUCCGGUAAUAGCUUACAUGAUGAGGAUGAUACUGACAAAAACAGUGAGGAGUACCAGGCUUUACACCACCACGCGGACGGUAUCCAAUUGUUUCCAGUGCAUUUCAUGCACGUUAAAUAUCCGCUUAUAUUCACCCUGGUUAUGAUUUUGGCGGGAUUUAGCAAGAUCGCAUUCCAUCACUCACAGUUUUUGUCAUCAAAAGUUCCAGAGUCGUGUUUGCUGAUUGUUCUUGGCUGUAUAGUCGGUGGUGUUUUACGGUAUUCAGGUCUGUCGAAGAAAUUCACGCUUUUCACCCCACACGAGUUCUUCCUGUUUCUACUGCCUCCCAUAAUCCUGGAAUCUGCCUUCAGUCUUCAUGACAGAACAUUUGCUGAGAAUAUAGGAGGGGUCCUCCUCUUUGCUGUUUUAGGAACUGUUCUGAACUUCUUCCUCAUAGGACUGUCGUUAUGGGGCAUGCAUAUUGCUGGAGCCAUGGAAAAUGUCGGUGUCUCCUUGGUCCAAAUACUUGUCUUCAGUUCUCUCAUAGUGGCAGUUGACCCAGUAGCAGUUUUAGCGGUCUUUCAGGAAGUUGGUGUAAACAACACGUUGUAUUUCCUUGUCUUUGGAGAAUCGUUGUUAAACGACGGUGUUACGGUGGUGCUUUACAAUGUGAUGCAAAUUUUCAACGCACUCGAGGUCAUUACAGUCGGCCAGAUAUUUCUGGGUCUGGCCAAGUUUUUCAUCGUGGUCUUCUUCGGGCUCCUCCUAGGCAUCGUGUGUGGUCUUCUGUCCUCCUUCAUAACCAAAUUCACAAACUCCGUCAAAGUGGUUGAACCUCUCAUAGUAUUCGGGUUUGCCUACCUCGCGUACUUGCUGUCAGAAUUGUUCGAGUUCUCAGGUAUUGUCAGCAUUAUGGCGUGUGGCAUGGUCCAAGUGCACUAUGCAUUCCAUAACAUCACUAACAAGGCCAGGCUGUCAAUCAAGUUCUUCGCUAAAGUCAUGGCUACAGCAAGCGAAAUCAUCAUAUUCCUGUUCCUCGGCAUCGUCACUCUGGACCAGCAGCACGACUGGAAGACUGGCUUCACGCUGUGGACGCUCUUCUUUUGUAUUCUCUACAGAUUCAUCAGUAAGUGUCAUCAUAGAACGUACGGUACACACAAGACAGUUGAAUGCUACCAUGACUACUAA
Messenger RNA from Mya arenaria, 1962 nucleotides. RefSeq names its product Na(+)/H(+) exchanger protein 7-like. The coding region runs from base 343 to 1962 and encodes 539 amino acids. Gene Ontology annotation, biological process: sodium ion transport; proton transmembrane transport; regulation of pH. NCBI's taxonomy places the organism in Eukaryota, Metazoa, Mollusca, Bivalvia, Myida, Myidae. The transcript has 13 exons. Gene Ontology annotation, cellular component: membrane. The record is from RefSeq and is a predicted model, not a curated record. Gene Ontology annotation, molecular function: sodium:proton antiporter activity.